CUUACUUUUCAUUACCCUAUAUGCAGGGCCUGAUAUGGCAGACAAAACCAUAUACACACUGUACCGAAUCUCUCUUUUAACUAUAAACAUUUCGUUCUCUCUCUCAUAUUCUAUUUGCUUGUACUUUAUUUACCACAACCUUUAUUUAUCAUGCGCACAUGCUAUACACUUAGCCACUAUAUAGCCUAUACUCUUUCAUUGCUACUACUGUGAAUGCAACUAUCGUCAUGUCUUAUUUGUUCUUGAUGCUUACUUUUACGUCCAAAGAGCCUAUAUUCCCCUUUCUUCAUUUCAUCCUUUUUUCUCUCUCUCUUUCAAACACCUGCGCCCUUCCCUUCCGCACAUAUCUUCACCUCUUGUUUCUCUUUAUUCCCCAAACCCUUUGUGCUAUAGAUUACGUUUACCAGAUGUGGCAUCAUAUCCAUGCUCAAUGUUUAUUCUUUCUUAUGUACGUGCGCAUAUGCAUUUUUUUUAUAAAGUAAAAAAAAAGAAACAAACGGUUGUCCGUUCAC
This is a messenger RNA of Zychaea mexicana, 512 nucleotides long. RefSeq lists its product as uncharacterized. NCBI's taxonomy places the organism in Eukaryota, Fungi, Mucoromycota, Mucoromycetes, Mucorales, Lichtheimiaceae. The transcript has a single exon. Bases 228 to 482 code for a protein of 84 amino acids. The record is from RefSeq and is a predicted model, not a curated record.